GCUGGGGCUUGUGUUAGACAUCGGAAAGUAAACCACAACACGGCUUAUGUGCUAAAUCUACGGAAGCUAGUUGAAGCAAUAACAGACGAAAAAACCUAACACACUCUCUUCCUGUCAGAAAUCAGAAGAAUUUUGUUGUAAAAGAUGCUUUCAAAUGUUGCCAAAACGUGUCUCUUGGUAAACUGAAUAACUUAAAAGGCACAGAAAUUUUAUGACAUGUAGUUUGACUUAACCUAUUACCUAGAGAAGAUGGAACAGAACUUUGCUGAUUUGCUAACGGAUGCAUUUUCAGACACAUCCCUCCCAUCUUUCCCUGAAGGAGGGUUCGACUUUGAGCCUCUUUAUUUUGACGAAGCCAAGACAGAAAUGUCCUCUGCAAGAUUACCAGUGCUGAGAGAGGAAGAGGAAGAUGUGGAUGAAGGACAGGAAGAGGAAGAGCCUGGUGGAGAAACUGGAACUGUACCUGACCAUAUCUCAGUGAAGACAUAUGAUGUGAGUUUGACUGAAGAGGAUACACAACAUAUUGAUGAUGAGAAGAAGUGGGAGGAGGAGGAGGAAGAAGAGGAGGAGGGCAAGGAUGAGGAGGGCAAGGAGGAGGAAGAUGAGGAGGGCAAUGAGGAGGAAGAUGAGGAAGAGGAGGAGGAGGAGGAGGGCAAGGAAGAGGAGGAUGGCAAGGAGGAGGAAGAGGGCAAUGAGGAGGAAGAGGAGGGAAAUGAGCAGGAGGAGGAGGAAGAGGGCAAGGAGGAGGAGGAAGAUGAAGAGGAGAUGGACUCAGGAGAAGAAGAGGACACAGGAAUAGAGAACAUUGGCUCCCCAGGGGGUAGGUCUGUGGUUGUUCACUACGACAAAGAGAAUAUAGAAAAUAUCGUAACUACAGGACAACCUUUUGCCCAAGAGGAGAGGGAAAACCCUAACAUCAGAAACAUAGAGCAAGGUGCUUACGAGAACAGUGAUGUGAGUUGUUUUGAGGGUGUUACUGAAGAUGACACCAUGAAGAUCACAGCAGAUAUAAGUGAAGGGAUUGAAGAAGAGGAGAGACUGACGGCUGAAGAAAACCAAGAGAAAUCAUCUGAUUCAGACCUGGAGGUCCUGACAAGCUCUAUCACUGAAAACCAGAGAGAAGAGGGAAAGAAAGAAGUGAACUUACUCUCCCCACAUUUUCCCCAGGAGAAUGAAGAGGAAGAGGAAGAUGAACAUGGAGCUCCAGAGAUUGUUUCUGAUUGUCCUGAUCCCGCAGCAACACAGAAUCUGCAAUCUCUUAUGGUCAAUACCUUUGUGGAACACCCGCUUGAGGAGAAAAUUAAGGACUUCCUAGGGGACGACCACCAAGAGGCGGGUGAAAGCUUUGCAGAUUACCCCUCUGACUUCUCUCCAAGUGAAUACGACAAGGAUGGAGGGAAAGGGAGAGAGCAAAACAAAAAUGGGAGCACACUGUCUGGUCCCUCUGAGGGUCAUUUAAAGAUAGAUGAGAAUGUCUACCUAGAGAGAGAGAUAACCGAGCAGAAGGAUAGCCAUGUACAGGGAGAGGAAGACGAAAAGGAAGAUGCGAGACCUGCUAUCUCUCUGAGCGUAGAAGGCGAACAAGAUUUUGCAGAUUGUGCGAUGUGUAAUAUCAAUAUUGACAUUAGCACGGGCAAGAUUAUUGAAGACAAUCUUGAAGCUGAUAGCUCCAGUAAGGAUGAGAAGGAUGAAGACCCAGGGAAGCAUAAUGAAGAACACCCAGCCCUGCCAAGAUACCAGGGUAUUCCUCAGAGAGACUGCAGAUCUCAUGUUUCACCUCUACCUGACUGGGAGGGUGGAGAGGAGAACAGCUCCAAGCAGAGUGUUGCUGACCUGCAUCUUUCAGACACCAUCUCCGAUGUCCCCACUUUUACCCUUCACAAUGAGGCUGGAACCAGUACAGCAGAGGUAACCAGGUGUAACAGGGGUAAGAGGAGUACAGGCAACAUGUCAUCAUCUGACUCUGAGGAUAAUUUUCCCGGAGAAUUUUGUACGUUGGAGACUGAACUAAGAAAGAACAAAAGGGAAACUUGCAUUUGGGGUAAAGAGGAGUAUCUUGGAGAAAUCCCGCCGGAGCUAGAAGGAAAGUUGGAGAACCACCUUCACACCAAUAUAAGCUGGGACACAGGGGAUAAUAACAUGGACAGGAGUGGUUUCAUUCUAGAUUACAAGUAUGAGGGGAGCGGAAUCACAGUCGGAGAGGAACAAUUUGCAGAUGAUGAAGAAGAGGAGGAGAGGAGUUGGAAACAAGAGAGAGUGAGAAUCGAGGCAUUCUACAAGUUUUAUAAUGACGAAGAGGAGAAGGAGGCCAUGGAAACGGAAGGUGCUUUUUCAGGGAGGAAGCCUAGAGUUCAGUUCUGCAUGGAUCCCCUGCCUCAAGUCAUUGAAUAUACAGACAGCAGCAGUGACACGGAUUUCGUCGACAGCUCAUCUGACAGAGAUGAGGACCUGGAUUCUACAGCAAGGCUUGAAGAGCAGCGAGAGCCUGAGAGUCAGAAGCCACAAGGAGAACUACAAGAUCUCAGCAAAAUACCUCGGACACACAGCAAGAGAGACCGAUGUCUGAGGGUGCUGAAGUUCCUGCUGAAGAUGGCCGUUUUGACAUUGAUUGGACUUUUGACAUUCUGGUGGACAACAGACCUACUGGACUUGGACUGGUGAUCUGGACCAAAUACAGUUUUUUCUAACAACUGUACUAGAGGUCGACCGAUUAUGAUUUUUCAAUACCGAUACCGAUUAUUGGAGGACCAAAAAAAGCCUGAUACCGAUUAAUCGGCCGAUUUUUAAAAAUGUAUUUGUAAUAAUGACAAUUACAACAAUACUGAAUGAACACUUAUUUUAACUUAAUAUAAUACAUCAAUAAAAUCUAUUUAGCCUCAAAUAAAUAAUGAAACAUGUUCAAUUUGGUUUAAAUAAUGCAAAAACAAAGUGUUGGAGAAGAAAGUAAAAGUGCAAUAUGUGCCAUGUAAGAAAGCUAACGUUUAAGUUCCUUGCUCAGAACAUGAGAACAUAUGAAAGCUGGUGGUUCCUUUUAACAUGAGUCUUCAAUAUUCCCAGCUAAGAAGUUUUAGGUUGUAGUUGUUAUUAUAGGAACUAUAGGACUAUUUCUCUCUAUACGAUUUGUAAUUCAUAUACAUUUGACUAUUGGAUGUUCUUAUAGACACUUUGGUAUUGCCAGUGUAACAGUAUAGCUUCCAUCCCUCUCCUCGCUGCUACCUGGGCUCGAACCAGGAACACACCGACAACAGCCACCCUCGAAGCAGCGUUACCCAUGCAGAGCAAGGGGAACAACUACUCCAAGUCUCAGAGCGAGUGACGUUUGAAACGCUAUUAGCGCGCACCCCGCUAACUAGCUAGCCAUUUCACAUCGGUUACACCAGCCUAAUCUCGGGAGUUGAUAGGCUUGAAGUCAUAAACAGCAGAGCUGCUGGCAAAACGCACGAAAGUGCUGUUUGAAUGAAUGCUUACGAGCCUGCUGGUGCCCACCAUCUCUCAGUCAGACUGCUCUAUCAAAUCAUAGACUUAAUUAUAACAUAACACACAGAAAUACGAGCCUUAGGUCAUUAAUAUGGUCGAAUCCGGAAACUAUCAUCUCAAAAACAAAACAUUUAUUCUUUCAGUGAAAUACGGAACCGUUCCGUAUUUCAUCUAACGGGUGGCAUCCAUCAGUCUAAAUAUUCCUGUUACAUUGCACAACCUUCAAUGUUGUCAUAAUUACAUAAAAUUCUGGCAAAUUAGUUCGCAAAGAGCCAGGCGGCCCAAACUGUUGCAUAUACCCUGACUCUGCGUGCAAUGAACGCAAGAGAUGUGACACAAUUUCACCUGGGUAAUAUUGCCUGCUAACCUGGAUUUCUUUCAGCUAAAUAUGCAGGUUUAAAAAUAUAUACUUCUGUGUAUUGAUUUUAAGAAAGGCAUUGAUGUUUAUGGUUAGGUACACGUUGGAGCAACGACAGUCCUUUUUCGCGAAUGCGCACUGCAUCGAUUAUAUGCGACGCAGGACACGCUAGAUAAACUAGUAAUAUCAUCAACCAUGUGUAGUUAUAACUAGUGAUUAUGAUUGAUUGAUUUAUUGUUUUUUAUAAGAUACGUUUAAUGCUAGCUAGCAACUUACCUUGGCUUCUUACUGCAUUCGCGUAACAGGCGGGCUCCUCGUGAGGCAGGUGGUUAGAGCGUUGGACUAGUUAACCAUAAGGUUGCAAGAUUGAAUCCCUGAGCUGACAAGGUAAAAAUUCUGCCCCUGAACAAGGCAGUUAACCCACCGUUCCUAGGCCGUCAUUGAAAAUAAGAAUGUGUUCUUAACUGACUUGCCUAGUUAAAUAAAGGUGUAAAAAAAUAAAAAAUAAUCGGCAAAAUCAGUGUCCAAAAUUACCGAUUUUCCGAUUGUUAUGAAAACUUGAAAUCGCCCUAAUUAAUCGUCCAUUUCGAUUAAUCGGUCGACCUCUAGACUGUACUGUAUUGUCAAUAUGCCUAUGCCUGAAAAUAAUUAGAUAAUAAAGUAGCAGCAGCUAAGUAAAAAAUGCUUACUUGUAAGGAGAAUACUAUCUCCUUAUACUGUAGUUACUGUCACUUUCAUCAUGUCUUCAUCUGUAACAUGUCUUCAGUAACAUGUCUUCAGUAACAUGUCAUCUGUAACAUGUCUUCAUCUGUAACAUGUCUUCAUCUGUUUGAUGGAUAAUAAAAAGGGGUCUAUUUAUAUUCCCAUUCAACUUUAA
Molecule: messenger RNA, 4712 nt
Organism: Salvelinus fontinalis (brook trout)
Lineage: Eukaryota; Metazoa; Chordata; Actinopteri; Salmoniformes; Salmonidae
Exons: 6
Coding region: 250-2661 (803 amino acids)
Source: RefSeq, a predicted model, not a curated record